AUGUCAUUAUCAUUUCCCCCUCAAUCACCAUUUACAUUACCUAAAAUUCGUCGUAUUGUAAAACCAGUUUUAACACCAGAACAAGAACAAGCAGCAAAAUCAACAAAAAUAACAUUAUUAUCUACAUCGUUAUCACAAGGGGAAUAUUUAAAGAUUUUUGAAAGGCUUAAUUGUGCUAUUUAUUGAGUUUUUUAUUGGAUGAUUCCUUUACCACAAUCUAUAAAUAUGUCAGUUGAAAAACAACAACAAUUUCAACAAGUCAUGCAAGUUAUGGAUCAUAUCGUUAAAAAUAAUGGUUUCAUACAAUUUGAUCGUUAUGACAUAUGGCAACGACGUAAAGAUUUAGUAAUAUCAGGUACAGGUCAUUUUUCUUUACAUGGAGAGAAGAAUAAAUUCUAA
Messenger RNA from Rotaria sp. Silwood1, 399 nucleotides. Lineage: Eukaryota; Metazoa; Rotifera; Eurotatoria; Philodinida; Philodinidae. The record is from the annotation of a GenBank genome assembly.